Rubroshorea leprosula is the source of this 1226-nucleotide messenger RNA. The record is from the annotation of a GenBank genome assembly. Lineage: Eukaryota; Viridiplantae; Streptophyta; Magnoliopsida; Malvales; Dipterocarpaceae.
AAGUUAAGAAGUUUCCUUCCCUUGGUUUUCCUAGGAUUCUUUACUUAUUUCUCUUAAUUACAUAUCCACUUGUAUCUUCCCAUAGGGUAAGUUUCCUAUAAAUUCAGUUCUUCGUUUUCUUCAUCUCUAGUAAACAUUGAUUGCUCCUCAAAUCGUCUUGCUCUUUUGAUAUUUAUUUUUAGGAAAACUUAUUGAUCAAGGGUCAAAGUGCAAUGUAUAAUAAUAGUGAGCUGACUUACACUACUCGGACCAUGGUCUUAGUUGGACGGACAGGCAACGGAAAAAGUGCAGCAGGGAACAGUAUCCUUGGACGGAGAGCUUUCAUCUCGAAGGCUAGCUCCUCAGGGGUUACAACUAAAUGUCAACUUGAAAGAACCGUGUUAAAAGAUGGUCAAAUUAUUAAUGUCAUUGACACUCCCGGUCUGUUUGAUUUUUCUUCUGGAUCGGAAUUGAUGAAGGAAUGUCUUAAAUUGGCUAGGGAUGGUAUCCAUGCAGUCCUUGUGGUUUUCUCUGUUAGGACCCGCUUCUCACAAGAAGAAGAGGCUGCUCUUCGUAACUUGCAAAACUUCUUUGGAAGCAAAAUUAUAGACUAUAUGAUUGUCGUUUUUACUGGCGGUGAUGAGCUUGAAGAAAAUGAUCAAACCUUGGAAGAUUAUUUGGGGCGAAACUGUCCACAACCUUUAAAGGAAUUGCUCACCUCAUGUCAAAAUCGAUACGUGCUCUUCAAUAAUAGGACAAAGGAUGAAGCCCAGAAAGCCAAGCAACUUCAACAGCUUCUUUCUCUUGUUAACAUUGUUAUGUUAAAGAAUAGUGGAUGUAUGUAUACCGACCAAAUAUAUAUAAAGUGGCAGGUUGAGUCACAGCUUAAAGAGACUACUGCUAGAUUUGAACAGAAGUUAGCUGAGAUGCAAGCUGCAGAACAAGAGGCAGAAAAGAAAAGACAAUUGAUAUCAAUUGAUCUAACUAAUAAGCUGACAGCACAACUAGAAGAAGCGAGGAAGCAGACUGAAGCGUUGACGAAGCAAUUAGAGGAGCUGCGCAAUAGGCCUGUGCCUCCUGUCCAUUUCCCUGUCCCUAUUCCUCAAGUUUUCCCUCCCUGCCCAAUUCUCUGAUGAUGUGAUUGCCGGUACGGCGAAAGGUUCUAGUGAAUGAAGUUUAUCCAAAUAUGGUUCUGUUAAUAUAAUCCUCUUCGUCCCCCCUAAGCUAAAUAAAUUGUUGGAUUAUUA